AUAAUAUUCAAAUACACACAAACAAGAAAGUCAGCCGAAUAUUAACACUAGAAUUGUGCUCCAUACUAUGGAUAGCUCUUACAACUUCGUGGUGUUUACUGUCAUGUACAUCAACAAUUAUACGCAUGCGCAUUAAUUGGGGGAGUGUUUCCGGGCAAAAUGAUUCGUUUUAUAUUAAUCCAAAAUCGAGCUGGUAAAACAAGACUUGCCAAGUGGUAUAUGCACUUUGACGAUGAUGAGAAGCAAAAACUCAUUGAGGAAGUGCAUGCAGUGGUGACAGUGAGAGAUGCAAAGCACACAAACUUUGUCGAGUUCCGUAAUUUCAAGAUAGUGUACAGGCGGUAUGCAGGCUUAUACUUCUGUAUCUGCGUAGAUGUCAGUGACAACAACCUGGCCUAUCUAGAAGCAAUACACAACUUUGUAGAGGUCCUCAAUGAAUACUUCCAUAAUGUUUGUGAAUUAGAUCUAGUCUUCAACUUCUACAAGGUGUACAGUGUUGUGGACGAGAUGUUUUUAGCUGGAGAAAUCAGAGAAACAAGUCAGACAAAAGUGUUAAAACAACUCUUGAUGCUCAGUUCAUUAGAAUGAUAAAAACUUGAACACAAAACUACAAUGACCGGAAACCUUUUUCUAUGGAAUACACUAACUAAUAAUUGACAGAAGCUAAAAUAGUGAAACUUUACAAGUAGCAUGAACUAUCAUGUUUGUCAUACGGUGACACAUGUAUUAUUCAGUUUGAAAAGAUAAAUUUAGUCAAUGUGCAAUACAUGUAUAAACUUUUUAACAAGUAUUUACCCCUUUAUUAAAAUGUUGUGCUGUAUAGAUUGCUUUCCUAGAUGGGAAGAUGUUUUAGUCGCACCCUUGGAAAACCAGGCUUAAUGCAUGUACCUUUAGUGUGGUUCCAGAUUAGACUGUGCAUUCUGCAGACUAAUCAAGAGACACUUUCAGCUUUUAUGGAAUUUUUUGUUUCAAGAAAGUCUCUUCUAAGUGAUAAUUCAGUAUUGAAGGUAAGUGUGUCAUUCAUACAUAUAAGUUUUUUCUUGAAUGUGCACACUGCCAUUUAAUUAUUUCUGUAUUUUUAAGGUAUAUUGACAACUAGUAUACAUUUUGUAAUCCACUGCUUGGGUUGCUUUAUUGUAGGUACUCUCUCAUUAAAAUUAAUAAAAUGAAUGUUCAAUGUGUUAAAUAUCUUUGCUGGUACACCAAGUGCAUGUUUAUCUUUGCAUGAAUUGUUUAAUACAUGGAUGGUUGUAAUAGCAUGUAAUGUUACUGGGGUAGAUAGGUGGAGACAACAUUCCAACAUUCAUUAUUGUUUCAUAUAUUAAAUGUAACUAUGGGUCACUUCUUGAAUACUUCUUGUUUAAACUUUUAAUGAGGUCUGCGAAACUUCACAUAUAGUAGUUUAAAUGUGUCAAUAUUGUCACAUUAUAGCUGAAUUAUGUGUCUGUAAACUAUGUUUGUGUCAUUAUUUAGUGGUAUAAUUUUUGUACAAAACUGUUUAAUUAAUGUAAAAUUGUAUAGAUAUAAAGUAGAUAACUA
Molecule: messenger RNA, 1539 nt
Organism: Dreissena polymorpha
Lineage: Eukaryota; Metazoa; Mollusca; Bivalvia; Myida; Dreissenidae
Product: AP-2 complex subunit sigma
Exons: 4
Coding region: 160-588 (142 amino acids)
Biological process (GO): intracellular protein transport; clathrin-dependent endocytosis
Cellular component (GO): AP-2 adaptor complex; intracellular membrane-bounded organelle; membrane coat
Molecular function (GO): clathrin-cargo adaptor activity
Source: RefSeq, a predicted model, not a curated record